CAGUGGGUGAAUGAUGACGUAAACACGCAACGUGUACGAUACGUCGACUAAACAGGAAGAGCAAUGGUUGAAUAAAUGCCGUGCUAAAAAAGGAGCAAAGAAAGUCUGACAGCAUCCAGCUCCAGCCAUGAAGCGCUGCCGUUUCUGCCCCAGACUGUGCUCCCGCUCGUCGGCCUACACUCUAGCCCUCGGCCUGGGCUUUGUAACCCUGGGCACCAGUCGCAUCCUGCUGCUCAAACUGUCAGCCAAUGCAAAGAGCAAGUAUGACUUCCUCCCUGCAUCUGUCAAUCUCCUUGCUGAGGUGCUCAAAUUGGUCUUCUGUCUGGUGAUGUCAGUCAGGGUCAUAGUCCGAGAGGGACGAUCAUGCAGAGAGCUGGGCUGCUACUCCAGCUCCUCCUUCCUCAGCUCACUGAAGUGGGCCAUCCCCGCUUUCCUCUACUUUCUUGACAACCUCAUCGUCUUCUAUGUGCUGACCUACCUGCAGCCUGCCAUGGUGGUGCUGUUCUCCAACUUUGUCAUCCUGACUACAGCUGUACUCUUCAGAAUUGUUCUGAAGAGGCGCCUGUCCUGGGUUCAGUGGGCAGCGUUAGUUAUCCUCUUCCUGGCCAUCGUUUCCUUGACAACAGGGUCGGGGGGCAGCCAGCGCUCCAUGGCUGUGCCGGGUCUCCACUCUAACCCCCUCUCCAUCCCGUCCAACUCCUGCCUACUUUACACACAGCUGCUGGAGCAGAUGAAGUACAGCAGUGCCAAUGAGUCAUGGGUGGCGUCGCUGCCUGGCCAGGCCUGGAGGGACAGGAUUGUGGCGAAGCUUCGCUCUCUGGGUGUGGGUCACAUCCUGCUCCUCCUCCAGUGCUUCAUCUCUGCCAUGGCCAACAUCUACAACGAGAAGAUCCUCAAAGAAGGAGACCAGCUCACUGAGAGCAUCUUCAUCCAGAACAGUAAACUGUAUGUCUUUGGUGUGGUGUUUAAUGCCCUGACCCUGGCGCUAAGCAGUGACGCACGAGGCCUCACUGUGCACUGCGGCCUUCUCCAUGGACAUAACAUUUACUCCCUGGGCCUGGUGCUGGUCACCGCCGCCCUGGGUUUAUCUGUGGCCUUUAUCUUGAAAUUCAGAGACAACAUGUUCCACGUGCUGACGGGCCAGAUUACCACUGUUCUGGUUACCGUCCUCUCCCUCUUCCUCUUCAACUUCCAGCCUUCACUAGAGUUCUUCCUCCAGGCGCCCAUGGUCCUGCUGGCCAUCUUUAUCUACAACGCCAGUCGGCCCAAGGACCUGGAGUAUAGCCUGCAGCAUGAAAAACUUCGGGUCGUCAAUGGCGAGGUGUUAGAGCGAUCCAGGGGGGAUGGUGAGGAGCUGGAGCUCCUGACAAAGCCCAACACAGACAGUGAGUCUGAGGAGGAGUCUGUGUAGCACUACCUGGCUUGACCAUGAGAUGGAAACUACUGUUCUUCACUACUGCACAGUAGACAUGGAUGCAGCUCAGUCACUCAGCAGGUAAAACGUGAUGUGACGGUACUGAUCAGUUGUCCGAUGAACUCUGAAGGACACUCCUGAUAUUGUGUCUCAUACCUUGAAGUGGGUGUAGCUGCUGUCAUUUAUGUGGGGACAGACCAGCAAAACAGUUGUCACUACAUUUGUUCUCUUUAAGGACUCGUGUUCUUUCAUAUGACACUUCCUGCUGUGUGUGCAGCUGUUUGAUUACCUGCAGCUGAUGGAUAGGUUUAAGGAGCAGCUGUUAUAUAUUGUAGUUAUGCUUUAAACUAUUUCUAAUUAUUGUUGGCAUUGUGUAGGGGACGUAUGUUCCACUCUCUGGUCAUCUGAGGCUAAAUGUGAAAAAACCUCAGCAAGUCUUGUACAAAUCCACAAACUAUACUGUAGAUUGAAAAAUAACCAUGGAAUUCUAAAUUUUAUAUCAAAUGUUUUUCUUACACUCACCAGCCACAUUAUUAGGUACUCCUGUACAAGUGUGUGCGCUUCAGUGCGACACUUCCACCUUAACAUCGGUGUUUAUGAAGCUCAAAAUGUUUUUUGGUGAAAUUGUUGUAAAUGUAUAAA
Monopterus albus (swamp eel) is the source of this 2056-nucleotide messenger RNA. RefSeq names its product solute carrier family 35 member A5 (gene slc35a5). Gene Ontology annotation, molecular function: pyrimidine nucleotide-sugar transmembrane transporter activity. Bases 128 to 1411 code for a protein of 427 amino acids. NCBI's taxonomy places the organism in Eukaryota, Metazoa, Chordata, Actinopteri, Synbranchiformes, Synbranchidae. The transcript is spliced from 10 exons. The record is from RefSeq and is a predicted model, not a curated record. Gene Ontology annotation, biological process: pyrimidine nucleotide-sugar transmembrane transport. Gene Ontology annotation, cellular component: Golgi membrane.